Molecule: messenger RNA, 75 nt
Organism: Spirodela intermedia
Lineage: Eukaryota; Viridiplantae; Streptophyta; Magnoliopsida; Alismatales; Araceae
Source: the annotation of a GenBank genome assembly
AUGCAGAAAAUUAUUCAUCUUCAUGGAUUUUCGAAAUCAAUUCUCAGCAAUAUAUGUUUCAUAUUUACUAGUUAG